This is a messenger RNA of Hemibagrus wyckioides, 812 nucleotides long. RefSeq names its product crystallin, beta B1 (gene crybb1). The transcript is spliced from 5 exons. The record is from RefSeq and is a predicted model, not a curated record. Gene Ontology annotation, molecular function: structural constituent of eye lens. Lineage: Eukaryota; Metazoa; Chordata; Actinopteri; Siluriformes; Bagridae. Bases 1 to 693 code for a protein of 230 amino acids. Gene Ontology annotation, biological process: visual perception; lens development in camera-type eye.
AUGUCUCAGACUAAGUCCACCUCCAGCCAGGGCACUGAUGCCAAGGAUAAGGGAGCCCCUGCCGCUCCUGCAUCUAGCAAGGCCACAAAGACUGGAGACACUGCAAUGGGCAAUUACAGAAUGAUGCUGUUUGACCAGGAGAAUUUCCAGGGGAGAAUGAUGGAGAUGUACAAUGAGUGCAUGAACAUUUGUGACCAUGGAUUUGAUAGAGUACGCAGUAUCAUUGUCGAGUGUGGCCCCUUUGUUGGCUUUGAGCAGACUAACUUCCGUGGGGAAAUGUUUAUCCUGGAGAAGGGUGAGUAUCCUCGCUGGGAUACCUGGUCCAACAGCUACCGCAGUGACUGUAUCAUGUCAUUCAGGCCCAUACGCAUGGACCCUAUGGAGCACAAGAUCUGCUUGUAUGAGAUGACUGAUUUCCAGGGCAACAAGAUGGAGAUCCAUGAGGAUGAUGUCCCCACUCUGUGGGCACAUGGCUUCUGUGACAGAGUGGGCAGCGUGAGAGUUCCCGGUGGGGCUUGGGUUGGAUACCAAUACCCAGGCUACAGAGGCUACCAGUACCUAUUUGAGUGUGGAGACUACAGACACUAUAAUGAGUUUUGUGCCUUCCAACCUCAGAUUCAGUCUAUUCGGCGUGUGAGGGACAUGCAGUUUCACCAGCGUGGUAGCUUCACCCUGACCGCUGCUAAACAAUGAAACAGGGCUUCUGUGAAGUAAAGCCCUCUUAUGGUGCUUUUUAUCCCCUAUUCCUGUCCUUGCUCUAAUUCUCACUUGAGAUUGAUAUAAAUUGUACCACAUAUCUGAAUGACUUCUUA